Messenger RNA from Colletotrichum higginsianum IMI 349063, 2292 nucleotides. Its product is annotated as Ubiquitin fusion degradation protein. The transcript has a single exon. Gene Ontology annotation, molecular function: polyubiquitin modification-dependent protein binding. The coding region runs from base 1 to 2292 and encodes 763 amino acids. The record is from RefSeq and is a predicted model, not a curated record. Gene Ontology annotation, cellular component: VCP-NPL4-UFD1 AAA ATPase complex. Lineage: Eukaryota; Fungi; Ascomycota; Sordariomycetes; Glomerellales; Glomerellaceae.
AUGGACGAACCUCCGCAACCUGAACUGGAGUGGUCAGCGCCCUUUGCAGUAUUACCCUCCUCGAAAUCCGCCUCCCGGGACUUGCGCGGCGACAAGAUUCUCCUCCCCCAGUCCGCACUCGAACAGCUGCUCGCUGCGUCUCCCCGACCGCCAGCGCCUUCUCACUCGUCCUUCACCUCCUACGACCCCUUCAACCCGUAUGCUCGUCACCAACAGACCCAAUAUCAACCCAGCGACACCUCCCAGCAGCUACCCAACCCCUUGAUGUUCCGUUUGGUCAACCAAAAGAACGGAAAUGCUGUCUACGCCGGCAUUCGCGAGUUCUCUGCCGAAGAAGGCGAGAUCGCAUUGGGCCCGUAUCUCAUGGAGGCCUUGGGCAUUCUCCCGACCGAGUUUGGCAGCCGGAGCGCCAAUGCCGAACCCAUCGACCUGGCCAGCGACAUGCUUCCAGAUUCGCUUCCCGAAACGCAGCCGAGGGUGACAGUGCACGCGAAGCAGUUGCCCAAGGGUAUUUACGUUCGUCUCAGACCGCUCGAAGCAGGUUAUGACCCCGACAACUGGAAGUCGCUGCUCGAGCGCCAGUUGCGUGAAAGUUAUACCACCCUUACAAAAGACACCGUUCUGGCAGUCCGUGGCGUCAAAGGCGAACACUUCAAGUUCCUAGUCGACAAAUUCCUGCCCGAAGGCGAUGGCAUCUGCGUUGUCGAUACCGAUUUGGAGGUUGAUAUCGAGGCUCUCAACGAAGAGCAAGCCCGCGAGACGUUGCGCCAGAUCAUGGCUAAGGCCCAACCUGGUACUGCGAAUGGAAGCUCGAGAGGGGGUGAACUUGACAUAUGGAAGCCGGUUGCGGGCCAGGUUCUACCUGGAGAAUACGUCGACUACGAACUGCCCUCCUGGGACCGGACUCGGCCACUGACUAUCACCCUCUCUGAGAUGUCUUCCCCGGACGCAGUAGACCUGCUUAUAAGUCCCAAAUCCACUCGGCAACGUGCCAAACCCCGGGACUCGGAGCACGUUUUCGGCAGCUUCACGCCCGCCGAAGACGGAACAAACUCUAUCACUAUUCAGCCUACGAAUGUCGAGCUCGAAAAUGCAGAGAUGCUGCUGAUAUCGGUUUAUGGCCACCCCUUGACGGCCAGUCUUGAUGGAACAGCACCACUUAGUUUCCGCCUCAGCGCCAAAGCUGCACUCGAGGGCGUGUCGCAAGGUAUGCCUGUUGAUUUGGCCAAUGGCGUGACAAGGUCCUCGGACGAGGAACAGUGCAAAAAUUGUCUGCAGUGGGUGCCCAAACGAACCAUGGUACUUCAUCAGAACUUUUGUUUGCGAAACAAUACCGUUUGCCCAAAAUGCAAACACGUCUUCAAGAAGGGAUCGCCAGAGUGGCACGCGCACUGGCACUGCGAAUAUGAUGACGCAUUUGGCGAUUCCCCGGCAAGCAAAGCCAAGCACGACAACAUACGGCACAGUGAAUGCCAAUGCCCGGCUUGUGAUUUCACGGCGCCGUCCUUAGUAGAACUGGCACUACACCGGACGAGCGUCUGUCCCGGGAAGUUGAUUCUUUGCCAGUUCUGUCAUCUUGAAGUGCCUCAGGAGGGCGAUCCAUUGAACCCAUCCGCAGAGACAAUCUUAUCCGGUCUCACGGCACAUGAACUGGCAGAUGGCGCCCGAACAACGGACUGUCAUUUGUGUUCGAAGAUCGUCCGCAUGCGAGACAUGACAGCACACAUGAAGCACCACGAGCUGGACAAGGUUUCCCGGCCCAAGCCCGACAUUUGUCGCAAUGCGAACUGUGGUCGAACGCUUCACGGUGUUGGAUCCGCUGGCGCCGUCGGUUCAGGGACAGCGAUGGGACAAGGUCCUGGCAACGAAUUAGGCCUCUGUUCGUUGUGCUUCGGCCCCCUCUACGUCAGCAUGCACGACCCAGAAGGCAAGGCUCUUCGACGCCGCAUUGAGAGGAGAUAUCUCGGUCAGUUGAUGUCAGGCUGUGGGAAGAAGUGGUGCGGGAACGAAUGGUGUCGCUCAGGCAGAGCUAAUCUUGGGCUCGAGGCCAAGGGAACCAGCGCUCAAGCUGCCCUACCGCUCGUUAAACCUCUGGUGCAAAGUAUUCCUCAACUUGAGGAACCCAUGCACUUUUGCGUCGAUGAGGCUUCACAGAAGCGGAGGAAGCUGGCACAGAUGCUGGCUGGUGAGGGGGUUUGGGAUUUCGAGUGGUGCAUUGCCGCGUGUGAAGCAGCCUCAGGAGAUUUGGACAAGGCACGGGAGUGGCUGUCGAACUGGGCGCCAACCCGGUAG